Messenger RNA from Etheostoma cragini (Arkansas darter), 1155 nucleotides. RefSeq lists its product as uncharacterized. The record is from RefSeq and is a predicted model, not a curated record. Gene Ontology annotation, biological process: response to bacterium. The transcript is spliced from 6 exons. Bases 100 to 1125 code for a protein of 341 amino acids. Lineage: Eukaryota; Metazoa; Chordata; Actinopteri; Perciformes; Percidae.
GACAAUAGAUGCAUUUGACGAUCUGACAUAUCAGGUUCAUCUCACAUCCUUCACUCAUAAAAUAACCACCAAGUCUCCUCACCAGACACAAUUAUCAAGAUGAUGAUAAUCUUGUUGUGGGUUACACUGCUUCGCCUUCACCAGGGAUAUACGCUGACUCCAGUGACCACAGUUCAUCUUGGUGAACCUGCCACCUUGACAUGUGUUUUCUCUAAUAAAGAGUUGAGCAGCAAAAAACUCCACUGGUACAAGCAGAGUGCCGGGGAAACGCUGAAAUGUAUUGUGUCACUGCGGAAAUCUACACAACCUCAGUAUGCACCAGAGUUUUCUGAAUCGAGAUUGGAGGUAAAUUAUGAUAAGAAUUUUAGCAACCUGACCAUUCUGAGGACAACCAAAGAAGAUGAAGGAAUGUAUCACUGUGCUUUUAUGGAGUGGAAUGACAAUCAAUGGAGUGGGACAUAUUUGAUAGUAAAAGGUAAUACUAGGGCAUCAAGCUAUACUGUUGUUCAGUGGCCGACAUUAUCAGAUCCAGUCCGUCCAGGAGACUCUGUGACUCUCCAGUGUUCAGUCCUCUCCGACUCUGGGAACAAGACAUGUCCAGGAGAUGACAGUGUGUUCUGGUUCAGAGCCGGAUCAGAUAAAUCUCAUCCAGACAUCAUCUACACUGAUGAAAGAAGACAUGGUGGAUGUGACAAGAGAUCAGGCACUAAAAAGAGUUGUGUUUAUCGCUUCUCUAAGAACAUCAGCUACUCUGAUGCCGGGACUUACUACUGUGCCGUGGCCACAUGUGGGGAGAUAUUAUUUGGAGAUGGAACUAAACUGGAAAUUGUGCAAAGAACAAACACCGUAUUUGUUGCAAUGGGGAUGUUAAUAGUCUGCUUGGUCAUUUCUGUUGUUGGCAAUGUUGUCCUCUUCUGCAAUAGAAAAGUCCAUGAACAAUGUAAAGGAAUUGAAAGUGCUAAUUUAGAAGAACGACAUGACAACUUGCGCCAUCCAGUACACAACAUAACUGGAGAUGACGACAGAUUGAACUAUGCUGCACUGAAUUUCUCCGGGAAAAAAACGAGAGGAAGAAAGAAGAGAGAGUUUGCCGAGGACAGUGUGUACUCUCAAGUUAAAUGCUGAUUAUGAUGUUGAGAAAUGAAUUUGAACCUU